This is a messenger RNA of Nerophis lumbriciformis (worm pipefish), 1708 nucleotides long. RefSeq lists its product as uncharacterized. Lineage: Eukaryota; Metazoa; Chordata; Actinopteri; Syngnathiformes; Syngnathidae. Gene Ontology annotation, biological process: regulation of cytokine production; negative regulation of transcription by RNA polymerase II; regulation of immune system process. Gene Ontology annotation, molecular function: RNA polymerase II cis-regulatory region sequence-specific DNA binding; DNA-binding transcription repressor activity, RNA polymerase II-specific. The record is from RefSeq and is a predicted model, not a curated record. Gene Ontology annotation, cellular component: nucleoplasm.
UUUAGUAGUUUUAUUCAGUGUAGGUACAAUAGUAACAGUGAGGGUGGCAGUGUGACAGGAAGUGACGUAUUUUAGCGCAUGCGUGAGCCGGUUGCGCGACAGACUGACAAAGGUGGCGAAUCUCGGGAGGUUUAAUCGACUUUAAAACGUCACAAAAUGUUGAAGGAGUUGGUGAAGGAGCGACUCAUGGCGGCUGCUGAUGAAAUAUUCGCGCUGUUUGAAAGAACGAUAGUGUCGUACGAGGAGGAACUUUCUAGAAGCAGAGAGGAGAAGGAGCGACUUCGACAACAACUGGAAUUUGGUUGCAAGACUCGCAUUGUGUCACAAAUUGAAGACGUCCAGCAUUGUGAAGAAGAACAUCCCCAUCAGUCUCAGAGGGGGACUUCCACUUUGAAGCAGGAGGAGCCACAGCCCCCCCACAUUAAAGAGGAAGAGGAGGAACUCUCGAUCUCUCGGGAGGGAGAGUGUGGACCUGAAGAGGCUGAUCUCACCAAGUUGCAACUGAGAGUUAUCUCUGUGAAGACUGAGGACCGCGAAGAGAAACCACCCGUGACAACAAAAACUGAUGGAUGCAACCGUGACGGAAACGGCGCCCAAGAACCUUUGAGCAGCGACACACGCCGUGAAGGUGACGCCAGGACUCAAACUGACGACAAACAUUCUAAAUGCUGCAAAAAGAGGAGAGGUAAAAAAUGUUUGACCUGCUCACUUUGUGGUAAACACUUUUCUUACGAGUGUGAUUUGACUCAACACAUGAGAACCCACACGGCAGAAAAACCAUUUAAGUGUCCGGUGUGCAGUAAAGGCUUCACUCAGAAGAUUAAAAUGAAAUCACACAUGAGAAACGUCCACGCGGAAAAAAUUUACAGUUGCUCAGUUUGCCGGGAAGAUUUUUUCUUUAAGAUCCAGUUGACUCGACACUUGAAACAUCACAAAGAAAUACCUUUCAGUUGCUCUGUUUGCGGGGAAAUAUUCCCCCGCGGUGCCGAUCUGGUGUCACAUGCGGCGAUUCACAAAGGCGAAGCGUCUUUUAAAUGCUCAGUCUGUGAUAAAAGCUUUCCCUCGGUGGCCCAGUUGGACACGCACAUGAGAACUCACACCAGGGAGAGGCCCAGUUGCUCGCUUUGUGCUAAAACCUUUUGUAACGGAGACUCUCUGAAGUCACACAUGAAAACGCACACCAAGGAAAAACCCUUCCGUUGCUCCGUUUGCGCUAAAAACUUCACUCAGCGAUCCAGUUUGAACGUGCACAUGCGCAACCACACCGGAGAAAAACCUUUUAGUUGUACGGUUUGCCUGGCGAAAUUUGCCCAGCGGACCAGUCUGAACGUGCACACGCGCAUUCACACCGGAGAAAAACCAUUCAGUUGUUCGGUUUGCGCCGCGAAGUUUGUUCAGCUCGUCAGUUUAAAUGCACACAUGCAGUCUCACACCGGACAAAAAGCGUUCAGCUGUUUGGUUUGUGAUAAAAGCUUUGGUCGCAAGUACUGUCUGAAAGUACACAUGCUCACUCACACUUGAGAGGGAGAAACCUUUUGGGGGUUUUAACCAGGAAAUAAUAUCUUGUUCAAACAAUCUGGCAUUUAAAAAAUGCAAUAGGAAAUACAAAUAAUUGAAAUAAAAGCGACUUUGAGUGGACUUUUAGUGGCAGCUGCUGGCCAGUGAAGGAAUACAUCAGAAUUUAGGGUGGAUUGUUCAUGUUGGAUUU